UGGAGGCGUGGCCUGCAUGGGGCGGGGCGGAGCGGGAGAGACUAGAGGCAGCGCCUGGAAGAGCUGGCGUCGCUCCCCUCCGGCGACUGAGCCAGGUGUGAGGGCGUGACGGCUGCGCAUUCGCGGGAAAAGAGCGAUGGGUGAGAACGCUGCACCAGGUCUGAUCUCAGAGCUGAAGCUGGCUGUGCCCUGGGGCCACAUCGCAGCCAAAGCCUGGGGCUCCCUGCAGGGCCCUCCAGUUCUCUGCCUGCACGGCUGGCUGAACAAUGCCAACUCCUUCGACAGACUCAUCCCUCUUCUCCCGCAAGACUUUUAUUAUGUUGCCAUGGAUUUCGGAGGUCAUGGGCUUUCGUCCCAUUACAGCCCAGGUGUCCCAUAUUACCACCAGACUUUUGUGAGUGAGAUCCGAAGAGUUGUGGCAGCCUUGAAAUGGAAUCAAUUCUCCAUUCUGGGCCACAGCUUCGGUGGCAUUGUGGGCGGAAUGGAAGUGGAGAACUUGCUGACCUACAAGCGGAGAGCCAUAGAGCACAUGCUACAGGUAGAGGCCUCCCAGGAGUCCUCGAGCGUGUUAAGCCUGAAGCAGCUGCUGCAGAGGUUACUGAAGAGCAAUAGCCACUUGAAUGAGGAGUGCGGGGAGCUCCUCCUGCAAAGAGGAACCACGAAGGUGGCCGCAGGUCUGGUUCUGAACAGAGACCAGAGGCUAUCCUGGCCUGAGAACAGUGUUGACUUAGUCAGCAGGGAGCUGUAUGCGCAUUCCAUCAGGAAGCUGCAGGCCCACGUCCUGUUCAUCAAAGCAGUCCACGGAUAUUUUGAUGUGAGAAGAGAGAAUUACUCUGACAAGGAGUCCCUGUCGUUCAUGAUACACACGCUGAAGUCCACCCUCAAAGAGCGGUUCCAGUUUGUGGAAAUUCCAGGCAAUCACUAUGUCCACAUGAGCGAACCCCAGCACGUGGCCAGUAUCAUCAGCUCCUUCUUACAGCACAAGCACGUGCUCACAGCCUAGCUGUAGCUCUGGGCCUGGAACUAUGACGACCUCGUGCUGCCAGACUCAACACUGGGAAUGUGAGUUCCUGAGCCCUGCAAUAAGGCCAGGUGUGGUAGGGACAGGCCUUACUGGUCUUGAAGCCCAGCCUAGGGUGUAGUCAGGGGAAGGAGUGAGACUCCAACU
This is a messenger RNA of Mandrillus leucophaeus (drill), 1168 nucleotides long. RefSeq names its product serine hydrolase-like protein 2. The transcript is spliced from 12 exons. The coding region runs from base 137 to 1003 and encodes 288 amino acids. Lineage: Eukaryota; Metazoa; Chordata; Mammalia; Primates; Cercopithecidae. The record is from RefSeq and is a predicted model, not a curated record.